Hyaloscypha bicolor E is the source of this 2187-nucleotide messenger RNA. Its product is annotated as HET-domain-containing protein. The record is from RefSeq and is a predicted model, not a curated record. NCBI's taxonomy places the organism in Eukaryota, Fungi, Ascomycota, Leotiomycetes, Helotiales, Hyaloscyphaceae. The coding region runs from base 183 to 2090 and encodes 635 amino acids. The transcript has 2 exons.
ACGGAAUUGGGUAGAUCAGAGUCACAAUGAGAACGAGUGUCACCAUAAUUUUCGCUAGUUAGGGGGCACGCUGCUAAAACACGCGAGGUGCGGGGCAUGACAGCGCUGAUCAUUCAGCUGAAAAUAUUUCUUUUCAUCACCGCCGACAAAAUCUGCAACCAUCAUUAUCUAUCUCACUUAUAAUGGCUUUCGCAGUGGAAUCAGAGCCCUUCAAGUACAGAAGCCUUAUCGAACCGGACUCUUUUAGACUCAUUCUACUUGAGCCUUCCUCGUCACACACCGCUGACCUACGAUGCACUCUAUUUCACACUAGACUCUCUCAUUGCGACCGCGAUAUCAUUGAUCACUACACGGCGUUAUCGUACGUCUGGGGAGAUCCGACUCAAACUGGCUCAAUCUACGUUGAUGGGCAUCGCUUCACCAUAACAGCGACCUUGGAAGCUGCUCUUCGGGAUCUCCGGGAUCCGUCCCGAGUCUUGCGCAUCUGGGCUGAUGCUCUUUGCAUCGAACAAUCUAAUCUGGCAGAGCGAAGUAGCCAAGUUGGACUCAUGGAUCAGAUAUACUCCACUGCGCACCAUACUGUCAUUCAUCUUGGUUCCUUAACAGAUUGCUACGAGAUAAUCCUGCAAGCUGCUCCAUCCAACACAACUGGCGUUGUGAGCAGACCCACAACUACUGGUGAUCUUGAAAACCUCGCUGCAAAUGGCCUUCUCAGGUUGCCCUGGUUCAGUCGAGUUUGGAUCUUUCAGGAACUGGUUUUAUCCCGAGAUCCGUGGGUUCAAUGUGGGAACCUUCGAGCCAGAUGGACGGACCUAUGCAACCUCUUAGUCGUUCCCGGUUCAGGAAGCUACCAAAAAGGUCGACCUAGAGAGCUUCAAGUGCUUGCAGACAUGAAUUAUGCUCGAGGUUUGAAUCAGAAAAUGAUUGUGCACUUGACGGCAAGGAGAGGGCUGGGAGCAACCGACCCGCGCGACUUCAUAUUUGCUCACAUGUUUUUGGCCGCGGAUACAGACACCCUGGUUCGUUAUGUUAAAGUUGACUAUACGAAAAGCUGCGCUGAAGUCUUUGAAGAUGCUGCUCGGUUUCUUCUUGAGGAAGUUGGACCUGAAGGACCUGUGAAGUUUUUCCCCGAUGCAAGCAGGGACCAACUAAGCAAGAUUGAAGGCCUUGCAUCGUGGGCUCCAGAUUGGAGUCUCUCAUCUUCAGGUCUCGUAUCUAUGUACUGCGAAAACCUCACCAGACGUCUUCAGCUUAACCCAAAAUACCAUUACGCCUUCGUCAGCCGCCCCCUCGUUCUUGCAUAUGUAGGCUAUCAAGUCGACGUUGUGAGUGACUUGAGUUUUGUAUUACCAAACCCGUCCGAAAUGAAUAUCGCUGCCAGAGAAAGGUAUCAGAAAGCUGCGGACGAACUGGAAACUCUCUACGGAGCAGGUGCAUGGUGGUCAGGCGACGAGACUGGGCAGCAUCGCCACGUCAGUCUGCGUGGAAAGGAAGCACGGCAUGAGGAACUGUGUCUGAGUCUUGCAGAUGAGUGGCUGCAAGUCAUGGGCAGUGAUUUCCUCCGCUCCCAGAAAGACGCGGAGGUGGAUGAAGUAGAGACACACAAGCGAUUUCUCCCUCAGCUCAGAAAUUGGCUCGAGGGUCGUGCGAAAGAAGGUCAUAUCAUGGUAGGAAGUGACAGUGAUGGUAUGGAAUCUCUCAUGUGGCUAUAUUUGAGAAUUGGGGAUUAUCCAGCAGUCUUGACGGGAAGAAGACUUGCAAUCACCAAGUCAGGUAACGUUGGAAUUGUGCCAAAGAAGGCCAGAGUUGGAGAUAUGGUCGUUUUUCUAGCUGGAUCCUAUGUCUCGGUCGUCCUGCGACCAGAUCCCGAAGAUCCAACUGAAGAUCUCAAGCGUGAAAUUAAGACCGCUUUCGAAGCGAAAAAGGGUGUUCAAGAUGAUCCUAGAAGAGGCGCCAGGCUGGCUUGUGACAUGGAAAAUUUGCCGAUCAAGAAAUGUAUAUUGGUUGGCGAAUCUUAUGUCGAAUCUGAGGUGGGGUGGAAGUAUUACGAAGGUCAGGCGGAUAAUUACACAGUGUACGCUCUUCGUUGAAUGCAUUUUGUCGAAAACUACGCGAGGAAUAUGGGCUCAGAGGCGUUAAGUUCCAAACCAAGGUGGAGGCACGAAAUCACCCGCAGUAUCAGUCAAC